UUAUUGCUCAGCCUGUGGCUCUUGUCUUUUGUUACUGUGCUAUUUACCACAACAUCCUGGUCUACAGAAAUCUCACAGCACAGCUGCAUUAAGGUUCUGGAGCAUGUCAGGAGAAUGAAGAUUAAAAGAAUGAAUAUCUAUAAGCAGAAGCCUUGUAAUGACACAGUGCCAUUUUUAUUCAAGCCAAACAGUCAGGAAGUAUCUGCUUUUUUUGUUAUCUUAAACUUUUCUUACCCUGGAGAAUAAAAGCAAUAUUCUUUUGCCUGAAGAAUACUGAUACUGUUUGAGAUUAAUUUACUGUUGAGCAGAGGUUUUGGUUUUUUAUGGUGAAACUUUCUUUUAAGUUAUAAUAAUGUAGUGGGAAAAUGAGCUCCCAUGAAACAGGGAAUGAGCUACACCUGUGAGUUGCUUUGCACAACAUUAGUUUAUGUAGACUGUUUGAAAUUUAUCCCUUUAUUGCAUUAAGAGUACAGCCUACAGAAAUGCAAAAUCAAGAUUGUAAAACAUUGGUAUAGAAGCAGCAUUUUCAGUCUUAUCACAGUUGGAGAAUGGCCCCUUAUCCUCUUCUCAGUUGCCAAGUGACUCCAAGGUGUGACAUCGUGCCUAUAAAAUGAUAAACAGUUCACAGUUCAAAGUACUUAAUAAAAUAGUAACAGAUUAGUUACAGAACAGGGAAGUGACUACACAUCAAAGCUUUUGCAGGAUAACCUUAGGGAGUUGGAUUAACACAUUUGAAGGCAAUGAAUGAUAAAAUUUGAAGCAGGCUGAGUGCGGUAUGUCAGGGUCUGUGAGGGGCUGAAAGAGGCAGGAGGUGCUGGGAUACUGAAUGGACAUCUGGAAGGAAAAAGCAGUGGCUGGUGCCUCCUUAGAGCUUGGAAGGGUUUGUGUGUCUUGUAACUCCCCCCGGUCAAAGGCUGCCUGUGAUCCAGGAAAGACUGAGUGCAGGAACUUCCUGCAGCUGCUUUAACCCCCUACACACCUUUGCUGUCUCGUGGUUCAGGAGGGAGUGUUCAAGAACUCCUCCCACAGUUGUUUUCAAAACCAGUUCCAGACCAUGAAACAAAUACUCUGUUUAUUACUGCUCUUGUUAUUAAAGUGUGUUCAGAAACUUUUCUUAACUAAAUGGUUUGUUGCUGCAACUUUGACACCUAUUUUUCUUGCUGCUUAAAAUAAGCAAAAAGUCUCCUGCUUCCCACCUCCAUGCCCUUACUAAUGUGAGCAGAGAAGGAGCAUAUAGAAAGUUCAGCAUGCAGCAGGUAAAGAUGGGCUUUUUCUCCUUCCAGAAUUCAGGGGAGAAAAAUAAACUGUUGCAUAUCCACUUAGCUCUUGGAAAACAUCAGAAGGGAUUCAUUUUCCAAUUCAGCCUUUAUCAGAAUUCAGUCACUUUGUGGCUUUCAUAGCAUUUUUCGGAGCUUAGUGUAACUUGGAAAAAAGUUGUAUUUUGUAUUUUAUGUAGUUUUUCUGACAGCUUAUUGGCAGAAAGGUUUCAUGUGUGUGUAAUUAUUAGUGAGACACGAUGAGUCACAAGGUAAGGAUGUGCAGUUUUUAACAUCUGAUGUCAUUUCAGCAGGUGAAUUUUAUGUUAGUAGCAAAAAAAACAGCUCAGAGCCCUUUUUGUAAUGUCUCUACAUCUUGAGUCCUCAUUUACAGCAGAUCUGUUUGAAUAUUUGCAUGUGAUGCUAAGGAAGGUUCAAGCAACUGCCUUCCAGCCACUGAUGAUGUUUUAUGGCAGCCUGAAUUAAAUUAUAUGACAUAAUCACAAUCAGUAGAUUCGUCCAAUCAUUUACUCCCUUAAGGGCUUGCAGGAGCAAAACUGAUUUUUGUUUUUCCAAACUUCUUUCUGGAGUUUCUUUGACAUGGUGUAACUCUGGAAACCGCUCAAAAUGUAUGGACAUAUUGCCAAAGAUCAAAUUCAUAUUUUUCCUUUGGUUAUAUCUGUUUUCUCCUGAGUACUGGAUGCUUGCAGGUGUGUGUUGGGUUUUUUAAAUUUGUGAUGAGGUCUGGAACUUUUUGUAUUUGUACUGUUUUGUCACUUAGGGCUUAAUUAGGUUGAUGCCCUCAUACGUGGUGGUUGUUGUACAAGUCAGCGUGAAAGUGUAAAAACCUAUUUAUUGUUGAGUGCUGGGAGUUCUGAUGGUAAAGUACUACUCAGUACUUGCUCUUUUCUUUUGUUCUUCUCCCUAAACAUUUGUUACUUGCCCUUUCCAACGCCACGGAAUAGAGAAUUGUCAGUCUUGGUCUGAUCACCGUGCCCAUGCCCAGCUACUGAUUCUCUCAGCCACCUACCACUUGCUGUAAUAUGGUGGAUCCUACUCUAGCAGAAAUGGGGAAGAAUCUGAACGAAGCAAUGAAGAUGCUGGAAGACAACCAGAGGAAAGUGGAGGAGGAAAAUGAAAAGAAAUAUGCACGGAAGGAUAUUCCUGGACCACUCCAAGGCAGUGGCCAGGAUAUGGUGAGCAUACUUCAGUUAGUUCAGAACCUAAUGCAUGGAGAGGAGGAAGAGGAAACUUCGCAGUCCUACAGACUUCAGAACGUUGGUGAACAGGGUCACAUGGCUCUACUGGGACAUAGUUUGGCUGCUUAUAUAUCUGUGCUGGACAGGGAAAGACUGAGAAAACUUACAACAAGGAUCCUUUCUGACACUACUCUCUGGCUCUGCAGGCUUUUCAGGUAUGAGAAUGGAUCAGCCUAUUAUCAUGAAGAUGAUCGUGAAGGUCUCCUAAAAAUCUGUCGACUUGUAAUUCACACCCGCUAUGAAGAUUAUACACUCGAGGGGUUCAAUGUGCUCUACACUAAGCAGCCUGUCAUAUACAUCAGCUCUGCAGCCAGAACAGGCCUGGGCCAAGCUCUCUGUAAUCAGUUAGGGUUGCCCCUUUCCUGCAUGUGUCGUGUGCCUUGUAACACUAUGUUUGGAUCUCAGCACCAAAUGGAUGUUGCUUUGUUGGACAGACUGAUUAAAGAUGAUGUUGAGUUUGGAAAACUGCCUUUGUUGCUUGUGGCCAAUGCUGGGACUCCAGGUGCUGGGCACACGGACAAGCUGGGCCGCCUGAAGGAGCUCUGUGAGCAGUACAAGAUGUGGCUCCAUGUGGAAGGCGUGAAUCUGGCAACUUUGGCUUUGGGUUAUGUCUCCUCUUCUGUACUGGCUGCUACAAAAUGUGACAGCAUGACUCUGACUCUGGGUUCCUGGCUGGGGCUCCCAGCAGUGCCUGCAGUGACACUCUACAGACACGAGGAUCCAUCCUUGUCCUUGGCAGCGGGGCUGACAUCGAGCCAGCCCGUGGAGAAGCUCCGUGCCCUGCCCCUGUGGCUCUCCUUGCAGUACCUGGGCCAUGAUGGCAUUGUGGAGAGGAUAAAACAUGCCUCACAACUGAGUCAAAGGCUGCUGGAAAACUUGAAAAACCUGGAUUUCAUUAAGACUUCGGUUGAAGAUGAAUUGAGUUCACCAGUAGUAGUUUUCAAGUUUUUCCAGGAAUAUUCAAAUAGAGAUCAGACCUCACAUGCUGCACAGGCCUCAAGUAUUCAGCACCCCAUGAUAAGCAAUGAAGGGCACAUUUAUGACACCUUCAAUCAGUGGCUGGGAGAGCAGCUGGCACAGCUGGUUCCUGCCAGCGGAGUCGAUGUGGUGGAACUGGAGGAUGAAGGCAUGUGUGUGCGCUUCAGCCCUCUCAUGACUUCUGCAGUUUUAGGAACUGAAAUACAAGACAUUGAUCAGUUGGUAGACUGCUUAAAAAUGAAAAUACCGGUGUUGACAAGUACCCUGCAGCUGAGAGAGGAGUUUGAGCAAGAAGUGAGAAGAACAGUUGGCCUGUUGUAUAUUGAAGAUCUUGGCUGGCCAGGAUUAGGUGUUGUGAGGUACAACUAUCACAGUGAUGGGAAGAAUGAUGAUAAACAAGAAAAAGAACUAGAAAAAAUCAAUACAGAACUUCUGAAGAAGUUAAAUGAACUGGAGUCAGACCUCACUUUUUCUUUGGGUCCAGAAUUCGGAGGACAGAAGAACUGUGUGUACAUUGGCAUGGUCACAGAGGAUCUGGAUGUGUCAGAGUUGGUUGAAACUAUUGCAGCAACAGGCAGAGAAAUUGAAGAAAAUUCAAGACUGUUGGAAAACAUGACUGAAGUUGUUAGAAAAGGGAUACAGGAAGCACAGCUUCAGCUUCAGAAAGCAAAUGAAGAACGACUGCUGGAAGAGGGGCUGCUGCGACAGAUCCCAGUGGUGGGCUCUGUGCUGAACUGGUUUUCUCCCUUCCAAGCCUCACCCAAGGGAAGGACGUUCAAUUUGACGGCAGGCUCUCUAGAAUCCACAGAAUCUAUGUAUGUGUCAAAGGCCCAAGGAACAGGCAGCACUCCACCACCAACUCCCACUUCCAGCCUUGCAAAGCAAAGACUUCCUGGUCAGAAAGCUUUCAAAAGGUCUCUGAGAAACUCUGAUGGGUUCAGUGAGACCAGUUCCAUCAGCCACUGUGAUGACCUGGACAAGCUUGAUCAGAGACCCCCAAAUCUCUCCCCUGGCCAAGAGCAAGGACCUUUGGAAAUGGAAAGAGCAGAGGAGCAGAGGGAGUUGGCGUCAGCAAAGACAGACACUGAGGACAUUCACAGUGACAAAUUGCCACCAGACUGCACCAAGGCAGAGGACCAAGCUAGUCAAAGAUAAAAUCCAGAGUGUGGAUUUCAGACUGUGCCGAGGAGGCCCCUGCCCAGGGAGGCAGGGUGGUAAUGAUGCAUUGAAAAUGUGAACAGUGCCACACACAGUACAGUAAUAACUACUGUAACUUAUUAACUGGGAUUUUGCACAAAUAUACAUUCCCUCCCCUGGGACAGAGAUUUGUCUUAUUGUACACUUGUUACAGUUGCUUUAAUCCUCUCCAUGUUGUUGUCACCAAAGCUGUAGUGAAAUUUAUUAAGUGCUCAUGAACAUUUGUAAAAACACUUGGCAGUUAUCCUUCCUGCAGGAAUCCACGCAUGACAAGUUGCUAACUAACCACUCAACCAUGCACAUGAUGAAAAAUACAGUUGCACCCAGCAAUUAUAAAUUAUCUUAUGUUACUAUACUUUAUAAAAAGCAACUGCCAGUUGUUCACCUUUUUAGUAUUCAAAAUUCAGUUUAGGCUCUCCUGCACAACAUCUCCUGAAGACACCUUAGUUCUGUGUUGCUUCUUUUCUGUUACCUUACCCACACCCUGCCCAAGAGCCAUGGGGUGCUGGGCACUGGGGAGGGACAGGUGCCCUGGUGGGUGGGAGUCACUGAGGAGCACUGGGCAAUCACCCCUUUGUUGCUGCUCUUGUACCACUCCACCCCCCAGCCACAACCCUGGGUACACUGGGACUGAGUUAGUGAAUUUUCAGCCUUCUAGAAAGCAAUAGUGCCUCUGCAUGCCUGGCCAGCCUCCUACUCCUGCCCUGGGAAGGAGCACAAGGCACCAUUACUUUCCUUUGCACGGCAUUUACACACCAAAUACUGAACAUGUUCAUGCAGUGUAACUGGAGUUCUUUCUGUUGUGUAUUUUUAAAGAUAGCUGUAGUAAAGCUUGAAAAACCAA
Parus major (Great Tit) is the source of this 5534-nucleotide messenger RNA. It is a transcript of the gene PDXDC1, whose product is annotated as pyridoxal dependent decarboxylase domain containing 1. The transcript has 23 exons. Gene Ontology annotation, biological process: carboxylic acid metabolic process. Gene Ontology annotation, molecular function: pyridoxal phosphate binding; carbon-carbon lyase activity. Gene Ontology annotation, cellular component: intracellular membrane-bounded organelle. The record is from RefSeq and is a predicted model, not a curated record. Bases 2300 to 4648 code for a protein of 782 amino acids. NCBI's taxonomy places the organism in Eukaryota, Metazoa, Chordata, Aves, Passeriformes, Paridae.